Molecule: messenger RNA, 1472 nt
Organism: Spirodela intermedia
Lineage: Eukaryota; Viridiplantae; Streptophyta; Magnoliopsida; Alismatales; Araceae
Source: the annotation of a GenBank genome assembly
AUGGAGAGAAUGAUGGGUUUGCUCCUCGCCGCAGCCUUCUCCGCUGCCUUGUUCACGCGUACGGCGGGGGCGUCCACCGUCGUUACGGCGAUCUACGCGUUCGGGGAUUCCUCGACGGACGUGGGGAACAAUAAUUUCUUGCCGGGGAAUCAGGCAAAGGCAAACUUCCCUCCCAACGGGAUUGACUUUCCCCGCAGCAGGCCGACGGGGAGGUUCACCAAUGGCUACAACUGGGUGGACUUCGUGGGUAGGCCUCCCUCCCUCUUCGAUAUCUUCGACGUGGCUCCGUGGAGACCUGUGGAGCAGCAGAACCUAGAAUUGGGGUUCGCUUUAUUUGUGCAGCAAAGAAGCUGAAGUUUAAGAAGAGCCCCCCGGCGUACCUCUCCGUCUCCAACGAUGCGCAGGCGUAUCGCAGCGUGAAUUUUGCCUCCGGGGGGUCGGGUAUCUUCGACGCUGCCGUAAGUUUCUAAGCGUCAGAUAGAAAUCACCUUGCAAUUAGUCGUACAGUCUGAAGUAGUCCACCGCAGUUUCAUUUGUCCUGGAAACUUAAACUGACUAUCUGUUCAUUCAACCGGGUGGAUCGAUCAGGGCCAGAACUUCACCAUUUCCCUCAACCAGCAGAUUAAGUACUUCAAAGGAAUCACUCAUCGGCUGAGGACCCGAAUUGGCGGCGGCGCAGCCGACCGCUUCCUUUCCAAGUCCUUAUUCUUAGUCAGCACGGGAGGCAAUGAUAUAGUCGGUUACUACGCUAACUUCGGACUUAAGAAUGAGACCCAAAAUGAGGCGUUCAUCGGGCAGUUGACAGGCCAGUUUAGAAACCAGUUGGAGGUACUCUCUCUCUCUCUUCCCUCAUCUCUCCGCCUAUCUACCGCGAAUUGUGUAUACGAUAGUCGCUAUAUUUAAUGGAACCCGACCAUGACAGACGCUGUACGAUCUCGGAGCAAGGAAAUUCGCGGUGCUAGGCACCACCGUCAUCGGCUGUAUCCCCAGUCUACGCUUGCGCUUCGGCGGAGGCAAAUGUGUAGAAGAAAUAAACAAUCUUUCUCGGCAGUUCAACAAGGCCACACAGAUCGUCCUGCGUGACCUCGCCUCAACGUUGAAAGGCUUUUCCUACUCCUUCAUCAACACCUACGACUUCAUCUCCCUUGUCUUCUCCAAGCCGCUUAAUUAUGGUAUGCGCAUCCCCGCUUAUCUUCCUCUUCUAACCGACCUUCUCCGGAUGGCUUUGACGUCGUCUUCUCGGCCUCUUCGAAGGGUUUACGGACAUCGUCUCCGCUUGCUGCGGCUCUGGGAGAUUGAACGCCGAAUCAGAAUGCAGGUCCAAUUCGACCUAUUGCUCCAGCAGGAGCAAAUAUUUCUACUGGGACCUGAACCACCCCUCCCAGGCUGGUUACAAGCUGAUCGCCCUCGCGGCGUAUCGUGGGCGUCGGUACGCCUCACCCGUGACCAUCAAGCAGCUGGUCGGUCUUUGA